ACUCGGAAAACACUUAUAAUUUUGACAAAUCUGUAUUUUUAACUCACAUGAAUGAAGUCAUUGCAAUAAACUGCUGGACUACAGAAAAUGGCUGGCCAAACUCAAGAGAACUGCCAAUGGCUGUCUGUAACGGAAGAAACGCUCUUCUUGCACGACGGUUUGAUGCGCGUUACGGAUUUAGUGGAACUUCCUCAUGAUGUAAACAAUGCGCAAGAUGCAGAAAAUGAAGUUAUCAAUUUUGACUUAAAGGACCCCAAAGAUCUAGCAAACAGGCUGCUCAUUGUUUGUGGAACACAUAAUAAUGCAUAUGCAAAAUUGCUUGAAUAUAGACUGAAUGCACUUAGAGGAUUGUGGAAUGCACAGAAGCAAAUGACAGUGGAUGAAGAAAGUGAAAAAGAAAGCUCUACUACUGAGGAGACCAUUGCUCUGUUAAGAAAACAAGGACUGUUAAAAGAUCCAGAUCAAGCAAGCUUUUCAACUAGGGUCAGCGUUUUGCUAGUUUUGCCAUUAUUGCAGUCUCAAAGCCGCAUUGACCCUCAUCUUUGUGGAGUGACAUCUGGGGUAUUGCUUAAUUUGUUACAAGAAUGUGCACCCUUAAGCUUGUCUAAAGAACCUGGAGAUUGUUUAAAAGGUCUUGAGAAUCUUCUGUGUAGCUGGCUUGGGGAACAAACUGAAUCAGAUGACAGUCAAGUUGUUCAAGACAAACUUCAGCGGAAAACAAUUGCUUCUGCUUUAGUUGCACUUGCAAGUGCAAGAGGACAUCUAAAGACAUUUAUUCAUACAGUCCAUUUACUGUUGACAUUGAAAGACAUUGUCAGUCUUCCCGUGGCUGAUAUUCUUUCAAAGUUGAUCCAAACAGAGGGUGGUCAGGGACAUGUACCAAGUUUGAUGGGAUCCAAGCACAUACUGUGUUGGGGAUUUGAAGAUCUUCUCAGCACAGAAAAGGAAUCUGGAGAGAAAGACAAAAAUGAAGGAGAAGUUGGUCGAAGCCUUUCUUGUGAUGGAAUGUUCCUGUAUACAACCAAUGCCAGUGGAAAAGGCCUUGCUAAGGUUGGAACUGGACUCCAUGGCUCUUUAAGAGGGUACAUUUACAACAGAAACACUGAUAUUGGUCCUGGAAAAAUUGCAGUAGGAAAUGAAUGUCUCCUGUACCGACCACAGGCAUAUGAUAAUGAAGCUGAAAAUGCAAACUUUUUUCAAAUACUAGACAAAUAUACAUUACAGCCAUUAAGCACCAUCCCAAAACCAGAGAGUUAUUUGGAGUCUGGGCCCAGCACAACUGUUGCAUUCUGCAGUGACGGAGCCCUUUUCUACUGGGUUUGGUGCCCGGCUUCAAGUGGAGAUAAAAUCUCAAAAGGGAUUCCAGUUUAUGUGGAUACUUUUGAAUACCAGAGUGAAAACCAGUCCCUCAGACCUGUGAAGCCAAGAUUGAUCUUAACAAAAAAAGAAACAGAUGCCAAGGCAAUCAAUGACACCCUGAUAUCAAGGCUGCGACCCAUGUAUCGAGGCUCCACCAGCGCUCUUGCAGCACUGGCCGGGGCAGAGAACGGCUCAGCCAAGAAAGAUGAGGGUAACCAGCAGUCCGGUAGCACAUCCUGCGGCCUCCUGCUAAAGGUGUUGAUGCGGACUCCCAUACUGAUCGAGGGCAGCCACGUGGUUCUGCUCACCUCACUCCCCGGGGCUAAUGCAAGCAGCGCAGCACGGUCACUGUUUGGCAGUGGAGGGGGACUGUCCUCGCUCAGAUCUCUGGCGACCAACCACUGUUUCAGCCUGUCUGAUGGCCAAUUUUCCCAGCGUCCAGAGCUGAUGGAUGCCCCAAGCUGUGCUAUUGCGCGUGGGGCACCCAUAACUUCACUCGGUGUGUGUUUUGACCAGCUGAACAACAUGAUCUGGGCUUGUAGCAGUGACUGGGUGGAUCAGUUCCACAACCCCGGCCACCAGGCCCCACACCACAUCAGGGCCAGGCUACAUAUCCCACAGACACAGUCAGACAAGAAGGAGCCUGGCAGCAGUGAGGAUGUGAGCCUGGGUGUGGUGAUCCAGCGUCUGCUGCAGCAUGUGGGCAGCAUGUGUCUCCACCAGCUGCACAGUGACCUCAUGUACACCCCAUUCGGCUCCUACAGCCUCCAGCAAUACCCUGUAGACUUCACCAACCUCACACGCAUCUGUCACAUUCUGUCCAGCUCACUCAACACCGGACACUCACAGACUGUCAUCUGUGCCCUUAUUGUCCUACAGCUGAUAUUCAAGAUGAGUGUGUUCAAACCUGAGAAAACAAAUCAACAGGAGCUUAUAGAGAAUACAAGGACUGCUGUAUGGAACCUGGUGACAAUCAACUCAGAGGAUUUCCCCCAUCUUGAGGUAGAACCCAUACAGAGGGAGGCCUGUCUCGUGCUGGCCAAUGGCGUUAUGGUGUUGUAUCCUACAAGAGAGGCCCGCAUACAGCUCAUGCGGCAACUCCUGGCUGAAGGAAGACAUCAUGGUCUGAGCUGUCUAAGGGACAAGCUACUUGAAGAUCUGACAGACCAACUGAAGGGCCAGAUUGCCCGCAUUGAACAGUAUAUCAAUAUAAGCUUUCCAGAUGAUGUGAUUAUGAUCCUGAUAAAGAUGACAUUGAAGGAGUCAAACAGUUUGCUACAACGAGGGGUCAACUCUGACAAACAGCAGUUUGACAAUAUGCUCACAGAAAUACCGGUUGCCAGUCCAUGUCAGAGGUACCUGAUGUCCCUGCAGUCUUUCCUGCUACGAGAGGCAGUAUUGUAUGCCUCACCAGACCAGGGGGAAACUAACAGUGACAAUAAGGAACAGUUGCAGAUGGUUCAAGAUAUCCUUAAGACUUUUGCGAAGAAUGUUUUCAAAGGAGCAUGUGAGGUGUUGCAGACUCUGUUGACAUGCUGCCAGGGUGUGAUCCAGCAUGGCGUUGAGGACCUGGAGGGGCGACUUCAGGGCCUAGAGCGGCUCGCCAAGGCAACGCUGCUGGGCCAUAUGGUACCCGGCCUUGUAACGUCCUUCACACAUACCAACCUGCAGUGUCUCGGCCUUGCUGACACGCUCAUGCCCACGCUGGUCGAGCUGGUGGUCCUCUCUAGCCAGGCUGCUCUGCUGUUGAAAAGCCAGGUACAGGCCAUACUACAGGAAGAUGUGGAGGUGGACCCAGACUCUGACAUCAUUGAUAUCAUAGGCCAGAAUGUGGAAAGAGUGGGCAUAAAGGAUGUAGGUGAGGAGGCAGGGUUUUUGGCUGGGCUCAAGAUUCCUGCACCCUGGGCCUCUGGGAAGACUUUGGAGAGUAUUCACCCCGUACGGGACAACUACAAGUUCAAGGAGACCAUACACAUCCCAGGGGCACGAUGCCUUUACCUGAGGUUUGACAACAGGUGUGCUUCACAGUAUGACUAUGAUAAGAUGAUACUUUAUGCUGGAGCCAACACCACAUCCAAGAAGCUUGCUGAGUACGGAGGGAACACAUUUGGCUUUGGAAGUCGUAGUGUCCUCGGGUCUGGAUGGCCAAAAGAUUUAGUUAGGGUUGAAGGGGACACGGUGACCAUGUCAUUUGAGAUGAGGAGUGGUCGAGAACACAACACACCAGACAAAGCCAUGUGGGGAUUCCUUGUCACCAUCAGAGCUCAGGAGACACCAGAGGAGAUAUCCACAGGUCUGCCAUUCCUGGCUGACCUAGCCCUGGGCUUAUCUGUGCUGGCCUGUACCAUGCUGCAGCUCAUGUACCAGGGGCCAGAGAAAACACGCGACGAGGACUCCUGUCAACACCUCCUCAAGUCUAAACUCCUACAGAGGUGUGUGUGGCAGUCUGGCUCAUUCAGCACAACCCCGGGCUCACCCAAGCUCCAAUCUAAAGCCCCAACCCCAGCAGAUCCCAGCCAGUCGCCCAUGAGCCCCCGCAUACCCAGGAUCAAGCUGCCCAGUGAGAUCAUGAAGAACCUGAUUGGCAUGUCCCCCAGACACCCGCCACACCUGAGGCCAAGCAUGAGAGAAGCUAUCAAGCCAGAUGUAAUCCUGGAGCGUGUGGUGUCAGCGAUUGUUAAGCACCUAGGACUGGAGGAAACUGUGCGUUUCUUCACGCCAGCUAAGGAGAGCCAGACGGACGAGUUUAUGCUGCUGCAGUGUGUCAUGGAGGAGAUCUGCAGGAAGACUGACGCCCUUACUCGACAACUACAGGCCCUGGCUGAUCUGGAACAGCGCUGGCAUACAGAGGUGGUUGACAGACGUGAGGACCGCACCCUCGACACUCCCACCUUCUUCCACGACUACCACCUGCAGGAGAGUCAACUGAAGUCAUUGUCAAUGCUGUGCUUUGUGAAGGACAUCUCUGUUGAUCCUGCAAAACUGGAGGAUGCUGUGAAGGAACUAAGAACACGACUGCAUGAGGAGGUAAUGCAGCCUGAGGGUCCAGAGGGGGAUCCAUUUUCCCGGACGAGACAGCUGGUGGAGGGGAUUCUGGCCCGUCUAGACGUGCUACUGCACGUGAACAUCUCCCCUGCCGACACCGGGACACUCACACGCACCGUCUCACAGUGCAUACAGGCCAUCAAGACAGGUUCUAAUAUGAUGGUGAAGUCUGACACAGAUGUACACUAUACCGGGGUUACCAGGAGUGUCUCGGCCCCAUCGGGUGUCGACAGUUUCCAGGAUGAUACAAUACUUGACCUCAUGAAAAUUCACAGACGCAGACCGAAGCAGAAGGCGGGCCCUAUGAGCCUGUUACAAGACUUGGUAGAGGAGAAUGAUGGAAAGGGCCUUCCCCCACAUGUUAUCCUCAUUGGUCAGCUCUUCAGCUUUAUAGGGUCUGACCCAGAAAAGGCGGUCUCCUCAGCAGCCUUCCUGCACACAGCUAAGCUACGCUGGUGGCGUGGGAAUACACGGAAGCAGGCCCUCAUCCACAUGAAGGAACUGUUGUCUGCUGCCUCCAGGGUGGGUGGAGCAACUCACCUGGUGGCCGCCGUCACAUCUGUACUCCGACAUGGACCAAGGGUAGAGGAGCUGACAUGUGGUGGCAUGGUGAGCCAGGUGCGGGAGGCGUUUGCUGAGACAAUGACCUCUGUGGUACAGGUUGUCUCCCGCUAUCCAAUAGCCUGCUGUAACAGCAUAGGACUUCUCUGUAUCAUACCGUACACCAGGGCUGAGGAGAAGUGUUUAGUACGCUCUGGUCUGGUUCACUUGCUGGACAAGCUAUGCAGCCUGGCAUCCCACCGGUCGGAGUGUCGAGAGAGCCAGUCCACCAGACAACGUGUGUCCGCCAUGGCCUGGGCGGGUUUCCAGGUCCUCGCUAAUAGAUGUGUCAUGUGGGAGACAGAGGAAGGAUCCCUUUAUGAAGACCUGGAGCACUCUGGUCUGGCUCGGCAGGUGUCUGUACUCCUAACAAACCAUUUGGCACGUGCGACAGAGUCUAGUGGUAAUGAGGCGGCAGGCAGUGAGGCCUUACAGGAGGUCCUGUCCCUUCUGAAUAACCUCUCCCGCUCUCACAUGGGCAAGGCCAUCCUCAGUCAGCCUGCCUGUGUCUCCAAACUGCUCUCACUGCUCCUAGAUCAGAGGCCCUCGCCAAAGCUCGUGUUGAUCAUUCUGCAGCUGUGUCGGGUGGCGUUGCCGCUGAUGGACGCCAUGGAGUGUGAGCAGGUGGAGCUUCCCGCCUGGGGUCAAGCCCUUGCAGCCAGCCACUGGAACACAUCCAGGCCUAUCUCUGACCCACCUGCCAAGAUUGUAUCACUCCUGCUGGCCAGACUUGGGGACUUUCUUGUGCCAGGUGAUCUGGCAACUGUUGCUAGUCGUACCCAGUCUAUGGACUCAGACUUGAACAAAGAUAAGGAUUCCAGUGAUGAUGUGGUCAUCCAGAAUGGCCGUCUGUCAGUGUUCAUACACAAGAGAGAGGAUCAGUUCUCACAUGAAGUCAUCCAACCUCUUCUCAGUUCAGACAACAGACCUUUCCGUCUGGGAGGUCCCGGUCCAAACAUGGAGAAGGUGGUCAGACUGGACAGGGAGAUGACUAAGAACCACAAGGCAGAAGUUGUGACAGAGGAUGCCUUGACAGCCCUGAGGAAGGCAGCCCGCUGGGCCCAGAUGGGACUGGUUGUGUCCACAGGGCCCCCAGUUGAUUCCCCGCCCACAGAUCUCUCCACUGGAGACAAGAAAAAGACAGAGAAAGAGAUCAUCUGUAGAGACAAAAACUCUGAAUUAGCUAGGACUGACCCUCUGCGUCCCUUUAUCAGUGGCCAUGUGGCCAACAGUAUGGCAGCGGAGGUUAUAGAGCUGUUACACAGCCUGUUGAACACCCCAGACUACCACACGGACACCGGGAAGUCCUGGUCAGAUGCUGUUCACAGGGUGCUAACCAAUGCGCUCACAGGCCUACCAGUGUUGUUGAACUCUCUGGAGGGUCUGAGUUCCCCACGCUGCCACUCCCACCAGCUCAUGUCCAUGGCGAGGCAGGUGAAUGCCGCCCUCUGUGCACUCGGAGGAUUCCAGGAGUCAAUCAAACCAGGAUGCAAGGUUGAGGUUGUGGCCAAUGUUGAGAAUUCUACAGGUACUGUAGUGACGAUGUCCCAGCAAACAGGGCUGGUCACAUUGAAGCUGGACCCCGACCCCCCAGGCACAUACUCCCCACGCUAUAGUGACAACAUACAGGUCCCCUUCUCCCGUGUACAGCCAGUCAGAAACAGGAUGUUUGCCAGCCGUUGCCUGUCCCUGACUGAUGCAGUGGUGACAGCCAUGCAGGCUAUUCUGCUGCCCCAUGAUGAUAAUGUGUCUGCCCUGCAGCAGGCUAUGCCAUUUUCUGAUGAUGGAAAUAGCAUAUCAAACCAGAUCUGCCGAGUGGUAGGUGAGCUAGAGACGCGGGCGUGUGGGGUGCUGGCGCUCUAUCUCCAGGAUAUAGACUUCACCAAGCAGUUCAUACAGCACUGUGGUUCCACCAUUGACAUGCUCAAGUCCCUUGCCAAGGACUGCAGCACAGGGUUACGUCAGCCUGUGGUUGAGGCCCAUUGUGAGAGACUGAGGACUCUGUAUAGAGACUGUGCCAAACCACCCCCACCACCCAGCAAGGUCGACAGCAGGAACAAGGAGAUGACUUGGGACCCUAACCGAAAUUUCCCUCCUGUGCGGGCUUGCCUGUUCUCCCACAGUCUGUCUGGGGUUACCUUCCUGGGGGACCCGAGUGCAGGUGGAGGCCUCCCACGGGGGACCAUUGUGUACGCCAACAUACCCAUACCACAACAGGCUCCUUCAUUUUACUGGGAGUUAGAGAUCUGUUCCUUUGGUGACAGCCAAGAAGAGAGCUCUGCAUUUGUGUCAUUUGGGUUUGCGCCUGUGGCUGAGAAAAAGGACGGGGCAUGGACAAACCCUGUGGGGACUUGCCUCUUCCUGAACAAUGGUAAGGCAGUUCACUACAAUGGAGCAAGCCUUCUACAGUGGCGCAGUGUGAGGCUGGACUGUACGGUUGGGGCGGGCGAUGUUGCUGGUAUUGGCUGGGAAAGGAACGGUAAUGCACCCAUGCCCGGGGAAACACCCAAGGGGAAGGUCUACUUCACUUAUAAUGGCCGCAAGCUCCAGCCUUGGAUCGAUGAUGUGGCUGGAGCCAUGUACCCAGUUGUUCACAUCCAGAAAAAGGCCACAAGGGUGAAGGCUAACUUUGGUACAAGAUCAUUUGCUUUUGCCGAGGGACAGCAGCACAGGGAGGCUGCAGACGAGGCUGAUGACCUGACACGAGAAAUCCGAGAAAGUUUCAACCACCUGCCAUUCAACACAACGUCGGAUAGUGAUAGUGAGGGGGCAGUUUCUGCCCCUUCCACACCCAGUAACCUCAGUGAAAUCACUGACAUCUCCACACCUGCUGGGCCUGCAUGUAAAACAGUUCCCAUACCUAAACCCCUCAAAGAAUAUAGCCCAGAGGCAAGCAAGGUGUACAAGUUGUUCCAAAGCUAUGACAGCAUGUUGAGCACAGGGCCGGACCCACGAGCUGGCCUGCCUGCCCAGGACACUCUGAGUGAUGAGGAAUCCACAGAGGAGGACCACAGUCAGGAGGAUCACUACGCCCUUCUUGUCAAGGCCUGGGAACAGAAGGUGUUCCCUGUUAUAAGAAGAAGGUUUAGGAACGAGGCUGAGAGGAAAGAUGGCCUGGAGCAGAUCAAAGGGGCUCUACAGCUGGGAAUGACAGAUAUAGCAAGACAGACAGUGGAGUUCCUGUAUGAGGAGAAUGGUGGAAUGCCACGGGACCUCCACCUGCCAACAAUUGAGGACAUCAAGGAGGAUUUGGCCAAGUUUACCAUCGAUCGUGUCCGCAAGGGAACCACCGUCGUGAUCAAGGACCCAACGGGAGGCAGCGCCACUGCCACUCAAGUCCUCCCAAAGUUUGCUGUCAGGUCCAUGCUUAAAACAUUUGGGCUCACUGGCACUGUGCUAGAUGUUGAAUCGGGCAAUGAGCUGGUUCAGGUGGAGACAUACCUGCGGAGUGAGGGUGUGCUGGUCCGCUACUGGUAUCCCCUCAACUCCCUGGAGAGACCACCCCAGGGGCAUCGAAAGUCAACCAUCACUGGUGGACAAAUACUCGAUACUUGCAAUGUCAACAUUCACAGAGAAUUGAUGAGGACAGAGCGAACUCUAGCCAGGAUGUACUGUCGUACAGCCCUGUUGAAGCUGAUAGACCACUGUAACUCCUCCGCUAUGGGAGCCUUCUCGUGUUCUUCAAGCCUCGCAUCAGGGAUGGCUGCAAGUGCUGCACUACUACAGGAGUUGGACAUAGAGAACAUCCAGCUGUUAUCCAAUGAGCUGCUGAGGGCUCCCCAGCCGCAUGGGACAAUCACUGGCAAGUCCCUGGUGCUCACGGACUCCGCCCAACACUGCCUCGCCUCUCACAGCUGCUCACUCCCCAGCCUCAUGUACAGCAAUGUAGACAGAUUGAAGCAUGAGCUGGCAACAGCGAUUGCAAGGGCGGCCGGUCAGGGAGAGGAUUACCUGAUAGAGCUUACCAACCAGAUAUGUACAUGCCUACAGACGGCCCCUGAGAUGUUUCCUUAUGAAGAGUUCCCAGUGAGUGAGAGUAAAACCCAGACAGACAUGUACUUCCCAGGGGCUGCCUGCCUGGUUGUGUCCUGUAAAACAGACCCUAAGUCCACAAAGAAAGAGACGUCCCUGUACAAAUCUCCCUGGGCCCGCAUAUUUUGCUACACUGGCCAGCGAAUCAAGAAGACAGGUCAGGUAUCGAAACAGGAGGUAGUGAGCUACCCACGUGAUACUUCCUCCACCAGUAACCAGGCAGACCAGUACACCCCUGCCAUCAUCCCCAGUGACUGUAUCCACAUCAAGGUCGGGGUGUCCCCACCCCCUGGAAUCAUAAUCACCAUCCACGCCCUGCCCCCACAGUUUCUCCUCUCCAUGGCAUACAUUGAGACCCUGAUCACAGAGAAAUAUGGGUGUGGUAUCAAGAGCUGUGCCCUGCCCAAGCAGGAAGAGUCCAGCAGAUUGUGGGACAUGCCCAGCUCCAGUUCAUCCCAGUCACAACAACAACAGCAACAACAACAAAAGCAUAAACACAAACCAGUGGAGACCAAGAGUCCAAAUGAUAGCCUGUGGAACCUUGAUAACAUAGUGAUAACUCCACCAGUCUUCAGUCACAUGAUUGAGCAGAUCUGUCUGUACCUUUGGAGGACAGACACCCCUGCGCUUGUGAAGGAGUAUGUUUUUCAAGCCCUGGCCCAGCUGAUCAGGGUGUACCACAACAGUGAGGGGUGUAAUGGCACCCGUCUCCCGUCCCCCCAUCCACACCUGAAUGUCAACACAGGCCUUAUGGUUGUACUCCAGAAUGAACUUAAGAUCCUCUAUGAGACUGAAACAAAGGGUUGGGAAACUAAAACCACAUCCAGUGGCACAGGUAUGGGUAUUGGAGUGACAGACCAGGGAAGGUUUUCCACCUACUUCCAUGCACUGAUGGAGCUGAACCUUGCUGUAGGGGAGCUGAACAAACCCACGGGUCGUUCCCGAGGAGUGGACCAUGGGUUGUCUCUAGACCUUGUGCCCCGCCCCCCUGCCAGCCCCACACACUCAUCAAAGCGUAAGAAGCUGAAGGCAAAGCGUGACAGAAAAGACAGUGCCCAGAAGCGAGAUGAGCCUCGGCGCCCCAGUGAGAGUGAGGUGGACCUCACGGCUCCUGCAGGAUCAGCCAGUUCCAGUGCCACACCAUCAGCAAGUGACUCCAGUGCUACCACUGCAUCAGCCUCGGCAUCGGCAACUGUCUUGGCAUCUGGGGCUUCCUUGGAACCAGGGCCAUACAAAGAUCCCGGGCCUCCCAAGGAAGGGAAGGAGAGAGAGGGUGGUAAAGACCCAAAGCCACCACAUGGUAAAGGUGGCAAGCCAGAAGAUGAACUGUGGAUGCAUAGGGCUCUCAUUGUCUCACAUAUUCUGAGAUGCCUGGCAUUCAAUGAGAAGAAUGGAAUAGUUGCUCUAGUGAAUGCUGUGUCUGAUGCCAACCAGGUGCUAAAUGCAAUAACAGCCCACCAGAGACUGAUUAUCAUCACAGGUAUACCAGUAAAACUAGACCCUGAGUUUGUCAAACAGGCUUUGAGAUCUAUCUUUAAGUCUAAUGGAGGUAUUGAUAGAGAUGAGAUUUACUUGCCAUAUGAUACUGUUGAAAGUGUAAAGCCUGCAGGUUUAAAGGAUGAAGCUUCAAGUGAAUCUACAGCCAAAGUGCCAGAGGCUGAGGCUGAGGUGAAGCCUUCAGAGGAAGAGACAAGUGCUGGAGCAACAGCGGAAGGUGGUGAACCAGAUAAGGCAACAAAACAGGCUGCAGCCACUACAGAAUCAAAAGAGGAAGAACCAGAAUCCCCAGACAAGGACACCGAUGUAGUCAGAGAAACAAAACUUAGGGGAUAUGCUGUUGUGUCAGUCAUGUCUAAGACCAAAAUUGAGAACAUUAAGAAAAGCUUAAUUAAAAGUCAGUCGUUGUUUGAAGGCACGUCAGUAGACCAGGAUGAUGUGUUGGAGAUGCCCAGCAUUGCCAUGGUUGGGCCAAACCUUCUCUGUCAGGAAGACAAUGCAAACACUCCUUUGGAGAAUUAUCUUAAGUUCAAGUUCUUUCAAGACAAAGAUGAGACAGAGAUAGGAGAUGCCGCUACUCUUGCUCUUACAGAAGUGUUCACAAGUUGUUUCAUCGUUGAACAGCGUCACGGAUCCCCAGAGUUUCGGCAGGAGUCGGGUUAUAUCUGCCUGAGCAAGGAGCAAAUCCUGCAGCACACACCAGAGAAUCUGCUAUGUGCGUUCUUCAGCAACAUUCGCCCUCCCAAGAAAUCCACAACAGAACAGGUGAUGCAGGUCCUUAGGAGAUAUGGCAUGGUCCUCACUCCAGACAAAGAGGGGUCCCCAAGCAGUGACAGAGCGGGAAAGGGUAAAGGGAAGAAACCACAGAAGAGCUCUAAGGAGAAACUAGUAGCCUUUGUGGAGAAACCAUCAUCGAAGGACAAGAAGUAUAGAGAGAAAAGUGAAAAGGAUGAAGUCCCAGACACAGAAAAACCAACAAAGUCUGACAGUGUUGAGAAGUUAGAGGAGCGCCACUGCCUGACUCUGGAUGGGUUCCUGCAGUAUGUGGCCGACAUGGUAAAGCAGGACGUGCGGGCAGUCUGGAGGGCCAUCCUCUCGUGUGGCUUCGAUAUACACUUUGAGAGGUGUGCAUGUCUAGACAACAGUCAAGCGCAGCAGUUUUCUCGCCAGUGGACACCAGAGUUAGACGCAUCCUUGACCCAGUUUGUGAACUCGUUCUGUCGUCGACUGGCCGUCACCCCUGCCAGGCUCCACCCACAUGAGAUACUGGUCACCCAGGCUGACCUCGCCAGCGAGAACUUUGCAUGUUUGCAAGGUAUUCCAAUAGAGAGCAUUCGCCUGAGGUUUGCCUUCCUCCAGUCCCUUAACAACACUCUGGAGACCUUUUUCUUGCCCCUGAUUGACCUACGACCCCAGGAGACCUACAGUCGCAGCACUGCUGCCCUCCUGUCCAAGGUCAGAGGUCUCAUUUUCUAUGACACCAAGUGUGCUCUCAUAAACAGAAUACUGAAUGCCACAGCCAAGAGAAAACCAGACCAGGCUGCACCAGAAAUCAGCCUAGAUCCACUGGAAGACAUUACAGGAGAGCAGGAGGUGUGUGCCAACACAAGCUACUGUCAGGCAUACCGCCAGCUGGCCCAGGUACCUUCCAGCCAGCUGUGUGUGAGGCUGGCCCUUGGAGGAGACCCCACAUACGCCUUCAACGUCAAGUUCACUGGCGAGGAGGUCCAUGGAACAAGUGGCUCAUUCCGUCACUUCCUGUGGAAGAUGGCACGUGAGAUCCAAGAGCCCCUCCUAGGUCUGCUGGUUCCCAUUUCUGGGCCCAACAACAGGGGCCGCUGUAUUCUCCGACCAGGACUCCUCUCUCAAUCAGAACAGAAUCUUGUCACCUUCCUAGGACAGUUGUUGGGUAUCACCAUCCGUGCUGACAUCCCUAUUGGCCUGGACCUGAUGGCCUCAUUCUGGAAAGCGCUGGUGGGUGUUCCCAUGGAUUCUGUUGUGGACAUCAAGGAGGCUGACCACCUGACCUACAACUACCUGAAGAAGAUAGAGUUGGCCGAGAGCGAGGGAGAGUUGUUGGCCCUGUGUGCGGACGUCUACCCGAGGUUUGUGUAUCCAUCACUCUCCGGGGAGGAAGUACAGCUGGUGCCCAACGGCAGGCACAUACUUGUCAGUUGGGAAAACCGUCAGCAGUACAUAGAUGCUAUUCGUGAAUUACGACAGUCGGAGCUUGUGAACCAGCAACGUAUUGAGGCCCUGAAGGCGGGUGUGGCCACAGUGCUCCCCCUACAGCUCCUAACAUUGAUGGCCCCCCAUGACAUGGAGAUGAGGACCUGUGGGCUUCCUGCUGUCAGCAUAGACUUCUUGAAGGCCCACACAAUGUACCAGGUGGGGUUGAUGGAAACGGACCGGCACAUCAAGUACUUCUGGUUGGCACUAGAGUCCCUGGGGGAUGAGGACCUGGCCAGGUUCAUCAAGUUUGCAAGCAAUCAAGAACGCAUCCCCCAGACGUGCCCCUGCAAGGAUGGGGGAGCUGAUACGGCCCAUGUGCCUCCCUACCCCAUGAAGAUAGCCCCUCCGGAUGGACAGGGAGGUUCCCCAGAUGAGCGAUAUAUCAGAGUAGAGACAUGCAUGUUCAUGAUCAAACUGCCACAAUACUCGAGUCAAGAGGUGAUGACACAACGUCUCAUGUAUGCCAUACACUGCCGCGAAGACCCACUUAGUGGAUAGGAACAGUACCAAACUUCAUUUACAGCUAUAUAUUUAGCUAAUUUUGAAAAAGGACACUGUUGUCUUGGAUGAAGCAAAAGUUCCCCCCUAGUCAUGUUGUGUUUAUCAUUCAUAUUCUCACAUACUACUUAGGGUAAGAAAUGGCUUAGUAUUUCAUUUAAGAUGCUGCGAUUCUACAAAUUUGAAUAUUUAUUGUGACAAGGCACACUCAAAACAUGUUGUGGUGAUCACUAUUUUUUCAAUUAGCAUAUUGAAUUAAUUGAUAUGAAUUAACACUGUUAGCCAUUUUAGAUGACCUGUAUCAUUGCUAUGACAACGUAGAAACACAAUUUGUUUCUUUGAGAAAUGGUGACUAUGUGACUGUGUGCUGAAAAAGUAUGCUCAUUUGCAAAUGUGGGUAACAACAAUUUUAAUUAUCUUUUAAUAUUUAUUUAGUUAUUACACAGACCUAUAAACCGUUGUAUAGGUCCGUGGUUAUGACCUUAGUGUUUAUUCUAUUUAUAAAUAUUGUAUAUUUUCAGAUAUAUAGUUGUAGUACGCUAAAAGAAUGAAAAUUGCUUUUUUUGGCGAGAGAUGUAUAUUUAACAGUUUGUUGGAAGUCAGCAAUAUGUAUAUGAUGAUCAAUGGGUGUAUUUUAUUGAUAUUAGGCUUUUAUAUAAGUUCUUUGUAAAAGUUUGUUGAUGUAUUGUACAAUGUUGUUCAGUUUUUGUUUUGUUACUCAAAUAAUGUUUUGCAGUGUUGUGAAGCCAAUUGUUAUGUUUUAAAUUUAUGUUUAUAAUGAAAAGCCCUCCCCCAUUAUUUUCCAUGUAUUCAUAGUUUCUAAGUGGUAUUUGUGUGUAAGAAUAUUGGAGUAACUGCAGUAGCCAAUUCUAUAAAACUAGUUGUUUUUUGGUUUGUUCAAAGUAAGCUAAAAUGUUUAUUGAUUGGUCAAUAUUUAUCCAAUAACUACUACUAACCAAUAAUAUCAUUUAAAUGUGCAAACAGGAAUAAAGAUUAGAUGUGGACAAAUUUUCCAAGUUUUAUACAGUUGGCUGCAGAUGGCUUAACCUAGCCAAUAUUAAGAUUUUAGCAGACAUGUAUAACUCCCUUAUAAUUAUGCUGUAACUUUAAUGUAAGGUCUGGAAACGGAUGUGCUUAUUGCUUGUUAAAAGAUGUUCCUUUGUCCAAUAUAUAUAAAGCGAGAAACAAUGGCAGAACAAGACUCUUAUUUUCAAUGAGUUUCAAACAUUUCAUUUGAAUUAUAAUUUUGCUAGUUAUGUUGAUUACUUGUCAGAGAAAUGUUUAAUAAAUUGAAAUUGAAUAAGAAGGAAAUGAUAAGUUAUUUUAAAGCUCUGCUAAUGAAUCUCCAUGCCUUUGUGUUACAUGUGCUAUUUAAUGGUAUACUUGUUGUAGAUUCUUGUAUAGAAAAGUCAUGUUUCCACUAUCCAGUGAUAAACUUGUACUGUGAUUGUUUUCAUCAGUUAUGUGAUACAAGUUGUGUAGAAAAUAAAUACAAACUU
Molecule: messenger RNA, 14762 nt
Organism: Mya arenaria
Lineage: Eukaryota; Metazoa; Mollusca; Bivalvia; Myida; Myidae
Product: probable E3 ubiquitin-protein ligase HECTD4
Exons: 69
Coding region: 88-13263 (4391 amino acids)
Molecular function (GO): ubiquitin-protein transferase activity
Source: RefSeq, a predicted model, not a curated record